Messenger RNA from Mizuhopecten yessoensis (Yesso scallop), 1674 nucleotides. Its product is annotated as carbohydrate sulfotransferase 5-like. The record is from RefSeq and is a predicted model, not a curated record. Gene Ontology annotation, biological process: sulfur compound metabolic process; N-acetylglucosamine metabolic process. Bases 326 to 1558 code for a protein of 410 amino acids. Lineage: Eukaryota; Metazoa; Mollusca; Bivalvia; Pectinida; Pectinidae. The transcript has 4 exons. Gene Ontology annotation, molecular function: N-acetylglucosamine 6-O-sulfotransferase activity.
GACGCGGGUUGUCUGAUUCCAGUUAGCUUUUACCUGGGGUUUUCAGUUUAAUACGGGACUUAUACAAACUACUACUCUGUUAUCUGGAUAUCAUUUGAUAAAAAAAAUAUGUUUAAAUAUUUCUAGUUCUUCAUUAGCCAAAAAGCCCUUAGCUAGGCUGAUAUAGGUACAUAUAUAUGCAUAUAACAUUCUCUAAACAUAAUUAGAAUAAUAUUUAAACCAACAGAGUGAAAAACUGAGAUUGACAUACAGCUGACACGGUGUUAUGAUAAGGAGUCAAACGGCGAGGUUCGAUACGGAUUAAUAUUGUAUCCUAAUUGUUAAUAUGAAGAGGGACUACCAGAAUAAAUUACUGUUCAUGUGUGUGUGUGCUGCAACAUGUUCCAUGUAUUUACUCGCAAUGCUUCCAUCUGUCGGAACAAGAAAUGAUGCUAAUGGCGACCACAGGACCGACAUCUUGGAUCUAAGUGAUACCAUACAGCAGGCCUAUCUCGCGAAUCAGUCCGGUUCAACAAGUAUAGCGUCUACCGUUAAUGAUUCGAGAGAUCCGUACCGGUUCGAGCGCUACGAACCCGAUACAGGAUCACACGUUCCAGUCCCAAUAGUCAUUACGACGUACAUGAGGAGUGGUUCAUCCUUCCUUGGGGAGAUUCUACAGGCCAAUCCAGACACGUUUUAUUGGUUCGAACCCGUCCACGAAAUGUGGGGAUUACAUAAAGCUAACAUCAACCACCAAUAUGAUUUCAAAGACGGAACAAAACGGAUAUUCCCUUCUUUUCUGGACAUAGCAGUUCCCACCAUCAAAAACCUAAGUACAUGUGAUCUGGACAAUGUUCCUAUGAAUGUUUUGAGAGAACAGUUUCUGGAAAAAAGUAAACAGAUGAGAGAGUUUGUACAAUGUAGAGGCUAUAAAAAGAAAGGCCAUGCAAGCAAUACAAGAUUAAUUCAAUGUUUACCGAAUCUAAAGACAAAAUGUGCAAAUUCUAAAUACAUUGUCGUAAAAACUAUUCGAAUUAAUAUGAAAAGCUUAGAAAUUAUGUUAGAAAAUAUACCAACAUUAAAAGUGAUACACCUAAUGAGGGACCCAAGGGGAACGUCUCGCUCUCAACAGGCCGUCGGCCAACUCUCAAAACAAAACUAUAGACAGGAAAUAGCGGAUUUCUGUAAACUUGUGUAUGAGGAUGUCCUGCAAAAAGAGUUAUUGGAGAAGAAAUACCCCGACAGAAUUAGAACAGUGUUUUACGAAGAUGUUGCUAGGAACCCGAUAACAUAUGCCAAAUCAUUGUAUGCAUAUCUCGGCAUGCAGUUUACCGCCAAUAUUGAGAAAACGAUUCACGGUUUUACAUUAGCCGGAAGAAGUGGUUCAAAAACUUGUGGAAUUCUUUGUACUCAGAUGGCAAACUCAACUGAAGAGGCCAGCAAUUGGCGGAAUCAAAUCAGUAUGACAUUGGUUAAAAUAGUCGAUACUGCCUGUUUUGAUUUGUAUAACAAAAUUGGUUAUAAAUCCAUUCCGAAUGUCACUUUAUUACGCGAUAGAUCCUUUGAACUCCGUUACUGACCAUGUAGAAUGCCAUUAAAAGUUGUCUUAAUUUUGUUGUGGUCGGUACUUGCAAGUAUGAUGCCAUAAGUAAAUUAUGAAUUUCUGAGAAUAAAAUAAUUAUUGAGUUAUAUAAA